AUGGCGCCCACCACAAAGAACAGCAAGCCGAUAUUCAAGACAUCCUCGCCGUUCACUGAGACGACAUGCGUGACCCGCCAUCUCGAGAUGCUGGCUGCGCAAAAUGCAGCUUCAACGAUGCCCAUCGCAGAACUAAAAAAAGACGAACCAGACGGUGCGGCCAACAAGGAAGAAAAACACAAGUACAGGCCUCUGAGCAUGGUCAUCCUAACCCACCCCAAACCCUCCCUAUCAACCGCCCAUGCCCAUCUCCCCACCCUCGUCCACCUCUCAGCUGUCAAACCUCCAACCUCAACAAUUCCGUCAGAACCUGCCCGACUCAUCCCGCUCGCAACAUCCACAGACGCCCGCCUAGCAUCAACCCUGCACAUCCCACGCGUCGGCGCCCUCGCCAUCUUCGCGGACGCGCCCGGCGCAAAAGCCCUCGAGGACUACGUCCGCUCGCGAAUCGACAUCACAACCUGCCCAUGGAUUGAUGAAGCCAUGGCCGCGCAGUGGAAAGGCAUCAACGUCAAGACCGAGACUUCAAUAGGAAAGAGUAAAGUUCCAGCCGAGAAGAAACAUGGCCUUCACCGUGCCCGUCUCAACCGAGUUACCGUACGCUAUGGCAUCUGA
Messenger RNA from Parastagonospora nodorum SN15, 615 nucleotides. RefSeq lists its product as hypothetical. The record is from RefSeq and is a predicted model, not a curated record. Gene Ontology annotation, molecular function: ribonuclease MRP activity. The coding region runs from base 1 to 615 and encodes 204 amino acids. Lineage: Eukaryota; Fungi; Ascomycota; Dothideomycetes; Pleosporales; Phaeosphaeriaceae. Gene Ontology annotation, cellular component: ribonuclease MRP complex; nucleolar ribonuclease P complex; cytosol. The transcript is spliced from 3 exons. Gene Ontology annotation, biological process: nuclear-transcribed mRNA catabolic process, RNase MRP-dependent; rRNA processing; intronic box C/D snoRNA processing.